GAGGCUAAUCCUUGGGAAUGCAAAGCCUCCGUUCUUUUCAUUAUCUAACAUCCUCCGUCGGCCCAGCAGCUUCCUAGUCUUCAUUCAACCAGUGAUUCACCGGAGGUAAUCGCUGAUCAGGUUGAACGCAGAGUCACAAUUCAUAAAUCGGAGAAUCUUCAAUUUCACUUUCUUUCCUUCUAACCGAAUUCCCAUAUUCUAAUUGCUUCACCGGCGCUAGCACCGCUCAACCAUGCCCCUUUUCAAAACUCCGUUCAACGGUUACUCCGUCAAGUUCAGUCCCUUCUACGAGAACCGCGUUGCCGUCGCCACCGCUCAGAAUUUCGGCAUCCUUGGAAAUGGUCGCGUUCACGUCCUCGACCUCUCGCCGAAUCCCGGCAUGCCCAUCUCCGAGAUGGUAGCCUACGAUACCGCUGAUGGAGUAUACGACGUCGCUUGGUCUGAAUCUCACGAUUCCGUCUUUGUCGCUGCCAUAGCCGAUGGUUCCGUCAAGCUCUAUGACCUCGCGCUUCCACCUACUGCCAAUCCUAUUCGCUCCUUUCACGAGCAUACACGGGAAGUCCACUCUGCCGAUUACAAUCCAGUGCGGCGCGAUUCCUUCUUGACUUCUUCUUGGGACGACACUGUUAAGCUCUGGACUAUGGAUCGACCUACUAGUGUAAGAACCUUCAAGGAGCACGCUUACUGCGUCUAUUCAUCGGUUUGGAACCCCCGUCACGGCGACAUUUUUGCCUCGGCUUCUGGGGAUUGUACUGUGCGAAUCUGGGAUGUACGUGAACCAGUUUCGACUAUGAUACUUCCGGCGCACGAAUUUGAGAUUCUGGCUUGUGAUUGGAAUAAGUAUGAUGAUUGUAUUAUGGCGACGGCUUCGGUGGAUAAAUCAAUUAAGGUGUGGGAUGUGAGGAACAACCGAGUUCCAAUUACGGUGCUAAAUGGGCAUGGCUAUGCAGUAAGGAGAAUAAAGUUCUCACCUCAUGUGCGGAAUUUGAUGGUUUCUUGUUCGUAUGACAUGACAGUUUGCAUGUGGGAUAUCAUGGUGGAGGAUGCACUUGUGAGUAGAUAUGAUCACCAUAGUGAGUUUGCGGUUGGUGUUGAUAUGAGCGUGCUUGUUGAGGGGCUUAUGGCGAGUACAGGAUGGGACGAGCUUGUCUACGUGUGGCAACAUGGAACAGACCCGAGAGCGGCUUGAAGGGAAGCAUUCGUUCGUUUCGUUUCAGUUUCUUUUCUACAAUGUGAUUUUCAGUUCUCAUGCUAUAGUUUCAUAAUGUUGAAACUUCAGUACUCACUUUUGCAUUAAAGUUGGUCCCAUGCUGUAUCUGUUCUUAAGAGGAACAUGCAUACUUCCCUUUCGCUGGUCAUGAGGAAUGGUGCAUGUUGAGUAAUGCCUUGUAUAUUAAUCAUUAAUCCAUGCACCUUAGGCAUACUUGUUGCUUUCUUUCAAUGAAAGGGAAAAAAUGUUGCUACAAUUGUGUACAUGCCCUUCUCAUCUAUUUUUUGCGCAUAUCUGUAUAAAUUCUAUGUUGGUAAAUUUUUUUCCAUUCCCUGUCUUGCCUCCUAAAAUAGGACAUUUUAUUCUGGCAGGAAUGGUAUGGCUGCGAAGUAUGGAAUAUGAAUCAUCUGUACAGAACUACGUGAUAAUUGAAUAUUAGGUUUUAUAAGUUUAACUUCUAUCAGGUUUACUCGUUAUUGUUUUGAUCUAGCCUAGAACAGUAAAAUGUUUAGAAGCUCGAUUCCCUA
Molecule: messenger RNA, 1737 nt
Organism: Neltuma alba
Lineage: Eukaryota; Viridiplantae; Streptophyta; Magnoliopsida; Fabales; Fabaceae
Product: peroxisome biogenesis protein 7-like
Exons: 1
Coding region: 233-1189 (318 amino acids)
Biological process (GO): protein import into peroxisome matrix
Cellular component (GO): cytosol; peroxisomal matrix
Molecular function (GO): protein binding
Source: RefSeq, a predicted model, not a curated record